AUGUUCGCAACAGCAAAAUUCCUCGCGAUCAGUCCCCUGAUUUUGGCGGCAAGUGUUUCGGGAGACGGACACUUCGCACGAGACGAUGCGGCGGGUGGCGGCGUGAAAAUCACCACGCUCAGCAAAACUUCAAAUGCGACUGGCGGGACCGGACAAGUCGCUGCAGCGGGAACUUUGGAGCCUUUUGGAGGGAUUGGUGUAGGCUGUGGGAUAAAUUGGAAUUCGAAGGAUUCUUACGGAGGUGGUUUGCAAGCUGGUUCCAAGGACUUUGGACUCGGCGGCGGGGCGGAAAUCAAACCUGGCAGCCUGCAUUAUGGAGCUGGGAUCGGUCUGAAUGGAGUGAAUGCGACCGCGAGUUUCCAGCUGAAUGCUACGACCGAAGGAGUUUUCGGAUUUGCGUUCAGUUCGACGGAGAAGUUUGCUUGUUCUAGCAAACUCGAGAAGGGGAUGUACUCUAUCGAUUGUUAUAGUACGAAUUCGCAGCAGUAUCAUGGAUAGAAGGCUGGAGGGAGAGCAGACAAAAGCUGAUGUAUUUUCAAUCCGUACGAGGCUUGAGCUCGUCUGAAUCUACUGACGCGAAUCAGCACCUCUGCUGCUGUAAACGGGUCUUUCCCUAUGCACUGCGACACAUGCGCUCAUGUGCCUCCCUUCCACGAUCAUUAUUCGUAAACUCAUCCUUUCCGGCUCGUUCUGCUGAGACCUCUCCGGUCGUGCCCUCCUGUGCUGGGUUCUCUGGGGAGGCACGUUUCCUGGCCGAGGACCCCGGUUAUGGCAUUGUUGAUAAGCUUGAGGACGAGCUCGAUGCUGUUGAGCUGUCCGUGGUCUAUCAAAAAGCUGAGCCCCGAUUAUGCUGUCCUGACGCGCGUCUUAAUGCUUAGCAGCUGCAGCAGCUAACGCCAGGUGUUCUUGGCGAUAUAUGCAAAUAGCGACGUGCACUGCAUGCCGAGCAAUUAAGAAGCAACGCCACCGAGGCCUGCGAGGUUACUGUUGACCUGCUCAGUAGGACCUUGAGAGCUCUCCUCCUGGUGCGAAGCCACGCCUCCUAAUGCUCUGAGAUCUUCGACUGCUGGCUCGGACGGCACUGUAUGGGUAGUGCCUGUAUGGAGAUUUACUUCUGGCUCGGCUUCUGGCUGAACGACUGGAACAUGGUCCUUUGUGUCUGGCUGCAAGACCGAAUCGCCAACAUUGGUGACGCCACCAAUGCCUUUGAAUCCUGGAUGAGGCUCGCUGAUGUGGUCCUCGUAACGCUCGCUGCUGGCAGAGAUCAUCUCAGGAUUGGAAGUGGGAAAGUUCUCCUCCUCAUACUUAUUCCAGGAUCCCAUAAAUUUCUCCUCGGUCUCCUUCCAUUUGCGGAUGCCGUACGCGGUCGCACUCUUGCCGUAUUUGGUGGCCGAUUCAGUAUAGCUUGGGCGAAAUGAAGCUGUUGUGACGAAAAUCACGACCACAAGAAGCAUUGAAGUUAGGACUGCAACUCCUCGCUUGCCUCUUACGACUGGUCGCGGUGAAGGACUGGAAUAUCCUCGAGCACGUUUUGGCUGCCAUUGCUGUGUUGCUUUCUCCAUGGCGUCG
Pseudocercospora fijiensis CIRAD86 is the source of this 1569-nucleotide messenger RNA. RefSeq lists its product as uncharacterized. Bases 1 to 498 code for a protein of 165 amino acids. The transcript is spliced from 2 exons. The record is from RefSeq and is a predicted model, not a curated record. NCBI's taxonomy places the organism in Eukaryota, Fungi, Ascomycota, Dothideomycetes, Mycosphaerellales, Mycosphaerellaceae.